CAGCUUCGUCCUGAUACGGGAAUGACAUUGCGUGACUCUCCCGCCCUGGAGCGUUUUAUUCAACAUCGCAACCCCCCAGGAAUAUGCAAAACGCCCGACCAAUUUCCACCUGCUAUUACAUGAUAUUCUCUUGUAUUUGGCACACACCCUCUGUUUUUACUCCGGAUGAAGCCGCAGCCCAGCAGACUCCCGAUCGAACGCAAAGAUGUGCGGAAUCCCGCAAGUUCAAGACCAUCGGGAGUAUAAAAGACGGUGACAUCCGGACGAUCUUCCAGCCAGUCUUUGCCAGUCUUCCGUGCAAGCUACAGCACGCCAUUCGGUUAGAAAUGUCGAGACUUUUUCUGUUGAUUUCAAUUUCUUUGGUGUUAAAUUCGAGCUGGGCUUGUGACGACAAUGAAGAAGAAUUAUUAGCUGGUGGCAGAGAAGACCCGGAAGAUUACUACGCCUAUGCUUAUGGAUUCACUCCGGAAACGUGGAGAGCACUUUACCAGCAACCUACUCCUCGCGCCCGUGUUCCAGAAUAUUCCGGGCUGUACGAAGGGCGAACUCCAAGCAGACUUCACACGUUCACAAACCCGUUGAAAUCUAUUAAAAAAAAUGCUGACAAAGAACAUCGUCAGCCAGAAGGCCGUUUCUCUCUCGGUGGUUUGGGUGCCAAUUUGAUCAACACGGGCUUCUUCAACAGUCGAUUUACCCCGACGAAUACCUGGAAACCGUUCCAGAAUCUGGCCAGCCGGAUUCCCAUUUCCUACAAUCCCAAUGCCGACAGUCCGUUUGACACUUUCGAAUCCUGCAUGUCGCCCAAUGGAGACGCUGGGAUUUGUGCUCCAGGAUCGGUCUGUUCCCUGUUUGGUGGCCGUCCAAGUGGCUCCUGCAUCCUCGGGAAAGUCUGUUGCAUCAACACAAUCAACAAAUGCGGAGGAACAGUCACGCUCAACAACACGUACUGGCAAUCUCCGACUUUCCCCAUCAACGUUCCGACAACUUGUUCGUUAUCUGUCAGGACGGACACUCAGCUCACGGAACAAUUAAAGAAACCCAUUUGCCAAAUCCGAUUGGAUUUCAUUACAUUCACGACCGCUCAGCCGACAGCCGGAACUUGCACCGAUACGUUUAAAGUUGGCCAAACCAAUUCCAAAGUCCCGACUAUUUGCGGUGACAACGGCGGGCAACAUAUGUACCUUGACAUCCCUUCAUCGGCCGUUACCCCGAGCAAUGUCCAGCUCAUGUUCACUUUUUCAGAGGAAACAGCCGUUCGAUCGUGGAACAUAAAAAUCGCCCUGCUCCCGUGUGGCGCCUUUUACCUUGCCCCAGUGGAUUGCCUUCAAUAUUUCACAGCCGCAACUGGGCGUGUCCGUUCGUUCAACUGGCUGGACACCAACAGCACCACAAUUCGCCAACUUAAUAACCAAAACUACAACAUUUGCUUCAGGACCGAACUCAUCGCAGGACUAACGGCGUCUGAGCUCUGCUUGUCGGUGUGUUCCGUCACCCAUGGCGACGCAUUUUCCAUUACAACGCCAAUCAGUGGAGCGAUCGCCGAUGCGACCACUGCCGUCACCACAGCCCAAGCGAAUCUGGCCACAGCGCAAGCCGUUCAAGCCGCUGCGGCCGCUGCGUUUCUAGCUGCUAAUGGCGGCAACACUGCGACAGCAAAUCAAAUUCAAACCCUGACAAACGCCAACGUAGCACUCGCCGCCGCUCAGGCCGCUCUUACAACCGCCCAAACCGCUUUGACCGCCGCCGUUGCUGCUGCUGGUACCGGUCUCUCCGCAGUGGGCGCCAGCACAAAUGCUACUGGAGUCAUCACGGCCACUUGUCUUUACGAUUCUCUUCUCAUCCCCGGUGCUCGGGACUCUACGAAUGUUGAAGCCGAUCGAUACUGUGGCGACGCUCUCAAUCCUGCAUUCGUUCCAGUUGGAACUAGCGUUCAAGUUUGCACUCCUUUGAGGCCAUUCAAGAUGACCUACCGAACAGACAGCACUGAAGCUGCGAUAGCUGCUGGAAUGAAUAUCCUUCCUGCACGAGCUGAUACCAACAAUACUGGAUUCUGUCUCAACUUUCAGGAGAAAUAACAUCAAGAGCAACGACCAAAAGUAGGACUGUUUCACUAUACAACUAAAUGAAUUCCCAGAAUUCCCAAGUCCUUGUAGUGUCAAUUGUGUCUGGGUGGUGGCGGUUUUUUUUUAUUAUUUUGCGCUACUGUACUGACGACCAUUUUUAAUUUAUUAAAUUAUUUUCCUCUACGGUCCAAGUAGUCGCCAUUUCAGUUGUAUCAUUUGACUGACGAAGUUUCACAUUGAAAUAAAUCGAAUCGCUGGGCAUGAAA
Daphnia pulicaria is the source of this 2329-nucleotide messenger RNA. RefSeq lists its product as uncharacterized. The record is from RefSeq and is a predicted model, not a curated record. NCBI's taxonomy places the organism in Eukaryota, Metazoa, Arthropoda, Branchiopoda, Diplostraca, Daphniidae. The coding region runs from base 84 to 2075 and encodes 663 amino acids. The transcript is spliced from 10 exons.